This is a messenger RNA of Miscanthus lutarioriparius, 456 nucleotides long. NCBI's taxonomy places the organism in Eukaryota, Viridiplantae, Streptophyta, Magnoliopsida, Poales, Poaceae. The record is from the annotation of a GenBank genome assembly.
AUGGCGUCCGUUCGAUUGCGGAUCCCGAAAGCUCGGGAACCUUCUCAGGCUCACCUGUCGAGCGAAUGGCGAGGCGGCGCAGCCCACGCGGGCGAGCCGAGCGCAGCCACCACCGCGCACCACAAGAGCGAGCGCCGCCCACGGACGAGGCUGCGCAGCGACCCGAGCACACCGGCAUUUCAGCCGCGCGCCCAAGCAGUAACUCAAGCACAGAUGCGCUCGUACGGGGCUGAACUGGGUGGCGGGAGCGGCGCCAUCAUGCGCUCCGCUGCUGCCUGCGGCUCGCCGCUGCAGCGACUUGCCGGCGGCUUCCACCGCCCCGAACUGCUCGGCGGCGCCGGCACCACCUGCGCGUUAAUCAACAACUACGCUGGCACCAAGCUCAUUCUUUGCAGCUGGGCGCCGUGGAUACGUAUGGCGGCGUGCUGGACUGAUCCAUUUUGCGAUGAGCAGUGA